Molecule: messenger RNA, 1839 nt
Organism: Glarea lozoyensis ATCC 20868
Lineage: Eukaryota; Fungi; Ascomycota; Leotiomycetes; Helotiales; Helotiaceae
Product: Glutamine synthetase/guanido kinase
Exons: 1
Coding region: 1-1839 (612 amino acids)
Biological process (GO): mitochondrial translation; glutaminyl-tRNAGln biosynthesis via transamidation
Molecular function (GO): glutaminyl-tRNA synthase (glutamine-hydrolyzing) activity
Source: RefSeq, a predicted model, not a curated record
AUGACGCGAGUAGCCGCACACGUUCUACGGAGGUACCUGUUAAGAGGUCAAUUGCCUACAGGCGGCUGUUUGAAGCGAUGGAGAGAUUGUCAACACACAUCUGCCAUUCCAUUGUCCACAAAGAGAUUUCACGGAACACAAGCAUCGCAAGAAACAACAAUCAGCGAGCCUCCAAGUACACCACCUACGAUCCCAUUUCGUAAGCAAUUGAAAGAUGCUGCCAAGAUACGGAAAGCCGAGGGCACGAAGAAGGUUGCAAAGGCGGAAAAUCAGAGCUUGAAAGAUUGGGAGUUGACAGUCGGAAUAGAAAUACAUGCGCAAUUGAAUACCAAGCGAAAGCUCUUUUCGCGCGCCGUUUCUACCAUCAAUGAUGCUCCAAAUACUCGCGUUGCCUUGUUUGAUGUUGCAAUGCCUGGUUCAAUGCCCAUAUUUCAGAAAGCCACCUUGAUACCCGCUAUUCGAGCAGCGUUAGCACUAAACUGUGAGAUUCAAAAGAAGAGUAAAUUCGAUCGAAAGCACUAUUUUCAUUGGGACCAACCGUCGGGGUAUCAGAUCACCCAAUAUUACGAGCCGUUUGCUAAGGAUGGGUAUAUCACAUUGUAUGCGCAUGAUGGGAUUGCAAAGGAGGAUGGAGAAGAGAUAAAGAUAGGCAUCAAACAGAUCCAGAUGGAACAAGAUACUGCCAAGACCAUAUCGGAACCAGGUGGUAUACACCUGCUGGACUUCAACAGAGUAGGCCUACCUUUGAUUGAAAUUAUAACUCUGCCACAGAUCCAUCAUCCCAGCACUGCUGCUGCAUUGGUCCGCAAGGUACAGCAGAUCCUCGAUGCUGUGGAUGCUUGUGUGCUUGGUAUGGAAUCUGGUGGAUUGCGUGCAGAUGUGAAUGUUUCUGUCAAAAGACGAGAUGUGGAAGACGGAGGACACGAAUAUUCAGGCGUCAAGAAUCUGGGUCAACGAACGGAAAUUAAGAAUCUGAGCAGUUUCAAGUCUGUCGAAGAUGCGAUCAUUGCAGAGCGUGAUCGACAAAUCGAGCUCCUCGAAUCUGGAGGUGUUGUUGAGGGAGAAACUCGAGGUUGGACAAUCAAUGCUACUGAAACAAAAAGACUUCGAGGUAAGGAAGGAGAAGUUGAUUACAGAUACAUGCCAGAUCCAGAUAUCGCACCGGUAUACAUUGAACAGGAUCUCAUCGACCAUCUACAACAAACUCUCGGAGCUCUACCUGAUGAAGAGAUCAAACUCCUCUCAACCGACUUCGGCCUAACAGUCAAAGACGCCAUGUCACUGAUCUCCCUUAACAACGGCGGCCGCUACGAAUACUUCCGCAACGUAGUCGACGAACUUCUUCCUCUAAGCAAUCAAGACCUCCCCACCACUGGCCGUCUCGUCGGAAACUGGGUCCUCCACGAAAUGGGCGGCCUCACUCACGUCCUCGCCGACGAAGAAAACCCUCUCCGCAUGACCAGCGAUGGAGACUGUAUCAUCAAACACCAAGACCUCGCGUCCCUCAUCCAUUUAUAUACCACCGACAAAAUCACAGGUAAAUCCGCCAAACGCGUUCUCCAGCUUCUGUUCGUGAAUGCGCUUGAAGGGAAAGAGAAGAGCACCCACGAGGUGAUCGAGGAACAAGGACUGUGGUUUAUGCCGUUGAGUGAGGAGGAGUAUGAGGAGUUGGCGCGGAGCGUGCUGGAUAUGGAGGUUGUGAAGCAGAUUUUGGCGGGGAAGGAGGGGAAGGUUAAGUUUUUGCUGGGGCAGAUGAUGAGGAGUGAUAGAGACGGGAGGGUGGAUCCGAGGAGGGCGGAGGGGGUGUUGAGGGGGGUUAUUGAGGGGCUUAGGGAGUAG